AUGGGUUCUUCACAUUUUUAUAAAUUGCUAAUAUGUGCAGUAGGGAUAUAUGCAAGUUUCCUUACCUGGGCCUUAGUACAGGAACCAUUGACAACAAAAGUUUGGCCAAUUUCCAAUGAACAAUUCCAGUUUCCAAAUAUCAUUGCCAUAUCUCAAGCAUCUAUAGCAAUGAUUGUAGGAUAUAUCUACUUAAAUUUUAGAAAAGUAGAUUAUCAAGUAUCUGAUCUGAUUAAGGACCAUUAUAAACAACUUCUAAUGGUUUCAUUCACCCAAAGCACAUCCACACCACUAGCCACAUAUUCUUUAAAACAAGUUGAUUAUCUGACCUAUAUGUUGGCCAAAUCAUGUAAAAUGAUCCCUGUUUUAUUGGUUCACUUAUUACUUUACCGUACUCCAAUAGAGUAUCAAAAGAAAAUUGUUGCCAUUCUGGUUAGUCUUGGCGUCACAAUAUUUACAAUCGGUGGUUCACAAAACAAGAAAAAAUCUAUCCAAGCCAACAGUGGUUCAUAUUAUGGGUUUAUACUAUUAGCUGCUAGUUUGUUUAUGGAUGGUUUAACCAAUGCAACACAGGAUAAAAUGUUGAAAACUGCGGGAUCCAAGAAGGGUUCGAAGGAAGAGCAAAAGACAAAUAAAAAAAUUACUGGACCACAUCUAAUGUUCUCAUUAAACUUGUUUAUUAUCUUAUGGAAUAUUUUUUACUUGACACUUAUUGAUAGAGAACAGAUUCACAAAGCACUAACCCUUUUAAAGUCAGAUCCAGAAGUUUUAUCUUAUUUAGUAGUAUAUGCUGUGUGCGGUGCUAUUGGGCAAUGUUUUAUCUUCUAUACAUUGGAAAGUUUUGGUUCUUUGCAAUUGAUUAUGAUUACUGUGACAAGAAAGAUGAUAUCAAUGUUAUUAAGUAUUGUUAUAUUCGGUAAGACUGUUAAUUAUACACAGUGGUUUGGUAUAUUUAUCGUAUUUGCGGGUAUUACCUGGGAAGCCACGAAUAAAAGAACUGCAUCCUCACCUCAAGGAAAACAGAAGGUGGAUACUAAAAAAUCACAAUAA
Messenger RNA from Maudiozyma saulgeensis, 1047 nucleotides. NCBI's taxonomy places the organism in Eukaryota, Fungi, Ascomycota, Saccharomycetes, Saccharomycetales, Saccharomycetaceae. The record is from the annotation of a GenBank genome assembly.